Molecule: messenger RNA, 963 nt
Organism: Psilocybe cubensis
Lineage: Eukaryota; Fungi; Basidiomycota; Agaricomycetes; Agaricales; Agrocybaceae
Exons: 6
Coding region: 1-963 (320 amino acids)
Source: RefSeq, a predicted model, not a curated record
AUGACGUUUCUCGAGUUCCUUUUACUUUCAACGUUCGGGUAUGCGGCGCUCGCAUCGCCGGCGACUUCUGGGUCUUCUUCCGCGACGACGAUGACGACGAUCGGAAAAGAAUGCAAAAUCUUAUUUGAUGGACGUGUACCGCAGAAAAUGACUCCAGCAGACUUUGACAAAAAUUCGAGUAUAUUCGAUCAUCAGUUCGUGCAUGGACAAAAUCAGACUUGGGCGGAGAUCAUAAAGUUCCCAGUUGGGAUUCCACCGUCAAUGUUUGACAUCCCGAAAAAUGCAAAGCCUGUCGAGGUCACGAUAAACGAUAACUCAAUCUUCCUCCCGGGAGGCGAUCCCCCGCAGCCUCAAGUCGGGUUCCGACGCUCUGAACUGAUCCCAGCGACGAACAACGGGUCAGAUAUCACUGUACAAGGCACAACGACGUUCCACUGGUCUAUCCGGAACGACCCGCUGAGACCAUUAAAUUUCUCACACGAGUACCACCCAGCGUGGCAUGAGACGGCAGACUUCAGCACGUCAGAAAUUACAUUUUUGACGGGGACUCCCUUUAACAAGUCGUUUGACCCGACGGUGCGGGACCCAAAGACGUUGAGGCUUGCAGGGAGACAGUCAAAUUCGCCCGAGACGACAUUCUUCCAGACGCCGUUUGAGUUUGAUGUCUGGCAUAAUUUUGCAGUGACACUUGGGUGGACGGAUAACACACUCACCGUGUACUAUUCCAAAGGCAUUGCACCGCUAAAACGAGUCGCAGGCCCAGCAUUCAAUGACAACUCCGGAGGCGGCCAAUUCCACACAGGCGUAUUCAAAGAACCUACGGGCCCACUGGGAAUUGAUGUGCUGCACGAGGGGUUCCAGGAGUCGAAUUUGAAUGAGGGAUUGAUUUUUGGCGGGAUAUUCAUUGAGGAUAGCGCGGGUGGGUGUGUUAGUCUAUUUCCGUCGGUUCUUGGUGUCCUUUGA